AAAAAAAAAUAUCUUUAAAUAUUAUCAAAAAUAAACACAAUAUCAUAAAAAGCUGCUCCGCAAAAGCGAAACAGCACUAAGAUAUCUUCGUGGACGAACAAAUUAAAAAAGAGUUAGUACGAUGAGCAUGAGUGAUGACGACAGAGAUAUUGAUAUCGAAAGUGACGAUGAUAACGACUCAGAGAAUGGCUUAGGCUCGUCAAGACACACAAGCACAGCUAACUUUACACAGGCGGAAAAACGCGCUCAUCACAAUGCUUUGGAGCGUCGACGACGGGAUCACAUAAAAGAAAGUUUUACAAAUCUUCGCGAGGCAGUGCCCACGCUCAAGGGUGAAAAGGCUAGUCGUGCCCAAAUACUCAAAAAGACAACCGAAUGCAUACAAACGAUGCGACGUAAAAUCGCCGAAAGUCAAAAGGAUAUAGAAGAAAUUAAAAAGCAAAAUAGUAUUCUAGAUGAACAAAUUCGUCGAUUAGAAAGUCCCAACUCAAAUGGUUAUUCGGAUUUAGUAGUGGAAGGCGAAGAAGCCGACUCCGAUGCAGACGUGGAUCCAGAGCAGCCAGACUUUAACAGACGCAACAAAAAGAUGAAAACUUUUCAUGCAUAGCACAGGUUAACAGUGCAAUGCGGGAUGCAACACUAUACCGCCUUUUGCAACAUCCUUAAGACGCGGUACUAUCAUUAUCAUUAGGUUUUAAGUGAACAGUACGUUUCCGACCCACUUCAUGUGUGUUUUUGUACUUGGCGGCAUUGUGCAACCAAUCUAUUUUUCCACCAACAAUCGUCAGCACUAAUAAAAUUUGUAAGUAUAUUUUAGAAAAAA
Molecule: messenger RNA, 823 nt
Organism: Scaptodrosophila lebanonensis
Lineage: Eukaryota; Metazoa; Arthropoda; Insecta; Diptera; Drosophilidae
Gene: Max
Product: protein max
Exons: 5
Coding region: 122-607 (161 amino acids)
Biological process (GO): positive regulation of transcription by RNA polymerase II
Cellular component (GO): RNA polymerase II transcription regulator complex
Molecular function (GO): protein dimerization activity; DNA-binding transcription factor activity
Source: RefSeq, a predicted model, not a curated record